Molecule: messenger RNA, 11168 nt
Organism: Myripristis murdjan (pinecone soldierfish)
Lineage: Eukaryota; Metazoa; Chordata; Actinopteri; Holocentriformes; Holocentridae
Gene: map4l
Product: microtubule associated protein 4 like
Exons: 12
Coding region: 146-3385 (1079 amino acids)
Biological process (GO): neuron projection development; microtubule cytoskeleton organization
Cellular component (GO): neuron projection
Molecular function (GO): microtubule binding
Source: RefSeq, a predicted model, not a curated record
AGAGAAAACUACUACAACAAAAGAAGCAAAACACUGAGAAAAGGAGAAGAGACCAAGCCAGACUGAGAAAGGAAAGAAGAACGAUCAGAGACCAAGCAAAGCAAGGAACAACACUUAGGACACUGACGAGAGAGAGAGAGAGAGAAUGUCCUUCCUCUCUGGCUCAUCCUGGCAGCAGCCUGGCAUCAUUAAUGGCAGCAGCGGGUACCGGCAACCAUCCGGUGGGCAUCAUCAACAACCGCAGCAGCAGCAACAGAAACCUUCUAAUAUCCUCUCUGGUGCCAACAUCCCUGUGGCACUUGCCUCCCCCCCAUCACCCCCCUCCACGCCGGCCUCUGCGAGGCACAUCGACCUGCACUGCCAAGGCCAGAUGGCACCGGGGGGGCAGGUUGGCAUUGCUGCCCAGGGGCGGUCCAAAAUAACUUUGACAGAAGAAGGGGUGAAAUUGGGGCGCAGCUGCACCCAGGGAACCUUGUCUGGGACGCCGGUCGAGAUGCCAGACACGCUGACCUUCAAGGUGCCAAUGCUGGAGAUAGAGGAAGAGGGGUCAAGAGGAGGGAGGGCAGGGGUGGACAGUCACAGGAUAGGGUGCGUAGAGGGGACAGGGGUCCCAUUAGGAAGUGCAGGACAAAGCCCCAGCAGCCCCCUCUCUUCAUACUCAUCCUCAUCCUCUUCUUACCUGCACUCCCCUGCUGUCUCACCCGGAAAACCCUCUCUGGCUUCAACACUGGACCCUGAGCCAAUUUCAGAGCUUGACUAUGGACAAAGUCAACAGUCAAACUCAAAUAUUAAUUUGGACCAAAUCCCUAGUCCCUCUAACCUGAAUCUGACCUGUGGGAAGAUGGACAGCAGAGAUGGAUUUUAUAUUCAGGGACCUCCAGGCACUGCCAAAAGCCAGGUCUCCCUUCACCCCCCGAAACAGGCCUCAGAGCUCGGGGAAACCAGUUCAUGGAGCCCCUCCUUCUCUGGAAGAUUCAGAUCAAGUCCGGGAAAUGGAGCAGAAACAGUUGUUUCUUCAACAUCUGAAAGCCUAUUUGUAGGUCAGAAUGCAAAUUUAACUGCAGGCCUAGUUGGAAUUGAAAAUAUGAAUCCAUCUGUAGGAAAUCAAAGUGGAAAUACAUCUCCUCAACUCCUUGGUACUGAAAUUGAGAGUACAGUUCCGGGUGUACGCCAGACUGCUCAUAUUGGGUUGGAGGGCAUAGGGGAGAGUGGGGCGGAAAGUUACAUCCUCAGAGAGGACUUUGGCCAAAGAGGAAGAACAGGGUCACAUUUACCACCCAACAGAAAAAUGGAGAGUGGGGUUGAAAGUUACAGCCCAAACAAGGAUGUAAGUGCUGGUGAAGAGGGGAGUGUGGGGUCAUGUGCUACGCUAAAUAGAGGGACAAUACCAGGCCAACGUGGUGAACUUCCACAGCGAACCGCAGUGAGACGUGCCAUGUCUGACUGUUCACAUCUGGCUGUUCCCAUGGUAAUGGCUGAAACAUACCCCACCAGUAUGGGAGGCUCAUUGGUGAUGGUGCCCACUGUACCAAAUCUAAUGGCAGACCCACCCAGACCACCCCACCCACAUGUGGCAGUCCGACGCUCACUCACGGUCACAGACGGCACGGGAGCUGCCGCCGCAAUGGCAACAAUGAUGUCAACGCCACUGAUGACAUCACAUGUACUGCCAUCCUCUCCACCCCCUAAGAGGCAUCAUGGGAGCUGUGAGACCAGUGUUUUACUUCCAGUCCCACCCUCCAUUGUCCCUCCCAUUAGCAGUAUCAACGAUAGCAAGCUGAACACUGCGGUGAAAUCUGACAACAAGGACAAGCAGGAGAAGACGGACAGCAUGUCCAGCAAGACGGAGAAGAUUGACACCUUCGACAAGAAGGAGAAAGAGGAGCAGCAGAAGAAGGACAACGGCCAGGAGAAGACCCUGAAGUCUGAGAAGAUCCUUAAAGACGAGGAAAAGACGGAGAAGAUGAACGCAGAGAAGAACAACAACAACAAGGCGAGCGAGAAGGAGGAGAAGGUGGACAAGCCAGAGAAGGCCGACAAAGAUAACAAGAAGGAGGAGGAGAAGAAGGCGAGCGAGAAGAAGGAAGAGAAGGAAGAGAAGGAAGAGAAGGGAGGGAAGGGAACAGCAAAGUCUCCUACAGGCAACGGCAGCAAGAAUCUGGCCAGUCCUGACAGCAAGAGCAAGCCUGACGUGGGGUCAACCAAACCAAACUCAGCCAAAUCCCGCCCAUCUACCCUUUCCACCAAUGGCGAGGCCAACUCAGCCAAACGCCCCUCCCCCACCACAGCCUCAGCCAAUAAAAAAAGCCCUGUAACCAAGGCAACCACUCCCACCGCCACUAAGCGGUCGCCACCGGCAAUCGGCUCCAGCAAGGCUGCCAAGACUCCAGAUAACGGUACGGCUGAGAAGCGCCCACCUGUGCCAAAGGCCACCGCCACCCCACGUGGAACAACCAAUAAGGACGGCUCUGCCACAAACGCUGCAAAUAAAACCGCUGCUAGCAAGAAUGACAAGACUGAGACCAAGACUGGAGAGGCCAAGAAACCCAGCACUCAGAAGACUGCAGCCACUCGUCCUCGUCCUCGCCCGGCCUCCACCACCACUCCCACUCCCCCGGCUGCCACUACUAAUGGGGAUGCCCCCACCACUCACCGCCGCCGAACCAUCACCAAACCCCCUGUACCCAAGCAGACCCCUAUGGAGAAGAAGCCGGCGGUGCCCCGUGCUCCACGAACCCCGCGACCAAUCAACGCCCCGACACCGGACCUGAAGAAUGUCCGCUCCAAGAUUGGAUCCAUUGACAACAUCAAGUACCAGCCUGGUGGAGGAAAGGUCUCCUCCACCCAGAACAACAAGACAUCAGACCCCUCCACCCCUGCCGCCAAGGCCAGAGUUCAGAUAGUGCACAAAAAGCUGGACUUCAGCCAUGUCACGUCUCGCUGUGGCUCCAAGGACAAUAUAAAACAUGUCCCUGGAGGAGGCAAUGUGCAGAUCUUGAAUAAGAAGGUUGAUCUGAGCAAGGUGACAUCCAAAUGUGGAUCCAAGGAUAACAUCAAACACAAGCCAGGUGGUGGUGAUGUGAAGAUUGAGUCCCAUAAGAUAAACAUCAAGGCAAAGUCUAAGAUUGGAUCCCUUGACAAUGUGGGGCUGGAGACGGGCAACGGACACGCCAACGGACACGUCAAGGAGGAGAAGGCAGAGGGGAAAACAUCAUCACCCCCAAAUGGGGCUCCAACAAAAGGGGCAGAGAACGUUGCCAUGGCAACUGCACCAGGAAGUGUUGCUAAGGAAAAUGGAGUUAAGGAGCCCACACCUACUCCAUUCGGGGGGGACGGACUGAGGGAGCCCCUUUGCAUGGACAAACGCAUCCCUGAGACAAAUUGAGUCCCAGUGGCAUGUAGAUUUUGGCAGGAAAUGCACGGCACUCGCCCACCUGCCAAUCAACCAACCAACCACGGCGCAGUCACCCCCCUCUGGCCCUGCCCUUCAUCUCGCCCACUGCAGCACCGAACUGACCAAUCGCCUCUCAGUGUUUCUCUGGGGUCCACCUGCCAGCUUCCUGCUAACAACCCUGACCUUUUGACCUCUUGAUGACCUUUGAUUGACCUUUGAACCUGCCGACCGCAGAGCAGAGCACUUCCUGUUUGUCUGUGUUUCUCUGUGUGGGGUUUCACCAGCUUUUCUCCUGUGAGCAUCCCCAGCACCUGCUGGCUUCAAGGUCCUGAAAGCCCAAGCCUGAACCCUAACAACCCCACCACAACCCUCCCACUAGUGUAGUCAAGGGUGUAAGGAGCUAUAUAGAGCAAAGCCAAAAUUUUCUCUGGGGUAACAAGAAUUAGCAUAUUCCCGCCUAUUAGCCUAAUUACUACUGACCCACAUAAAACCAGCCCUGAUAUUUUUGUGGUCCCAGUUGUAGGCCUUCAGGAACCAGAACCACUUCCAGGCUCUGUCCGUAUCAGCUAUGCUAACCCUGCUCUUUGCCCUCCAUACCCAGCCCGUUUCUGCAAAGUCCCAUACCACACAGACCAGCUGAGGGCUAGAUUCCUGGCUAUCUAGCUGGCUAACCAAUAAAGUACACAACAGAACAGGACAAGGAUUUUAAUCAUCUAUCUUAAAUCACCGCAUUCAGCACAAGAUCCAUCCAGCCAGCAACUAUGUCGAGGUCUAUCUGCUGUUCUACACAGUGCAUUUCUAUAGGUUAUUUCAUAGCUUACUCGUCAGUCAUUACCUCUUUUGUUACUUCUCUUAGCAUCAUCAUGGCAUUUUGUUUCAAGCAGUGAAUAUCAGUAAAAUUAAUACCCUUAUGCUCACAGCUAGCAGCAAUUGGCACAAGAGGACGAGGGCUCAUCUAGAAGAGAAUGGGUAGAUCUGAGGACAGACUUCUGAAUCAGUACAGAGAAAAACUUCCAGGAUUUUAGUAUAUUUAACGCAGUGAGAUGACAAAUGACUGCAACAAGUCAGUUUAGUAUGGUAUGAUGAGAUGGCUAAAAUUAUUUUAUGGCCAACUGUGAGCAAGGUCAUAGUUUUGGUAAGUAGGGAGCGCUUGUGCUCGUCUGGAAGGGGCUGGCUCAAACAGUAUUCAGCAUUGAACUGUUUGACCCAGCAGGCACGUAUUUGACAUUGGGCCACAGUACUUGAUGUUUCAGUAGAAAAUAUGACUUCAGCCUAAACGUUUUACCUUGAACAGGUUUAAUUAACCCUUUAAAAGGAGCGUAAAAUUGUGGAGUGAACCUGCUAGCUGCUGCAGCUUUUAUUCCAAUGACCUCAAAGCACAGUAAAGUCAGUGCCAUAAAUAUAGCUGCAAUCCACCCACCAUGUCACCGGCUGCUAUAUAAUUCACUGUAACACAAUGACAUGAUAAUAACUAAAUCCUCACCAUUAAUUAGGUAUAUACACAGGUUUAUUGAGUAUACCAUCCCAUUAUUGGGGUAUAAAUCAUACUCACAUCUUUCUGGACAUAUUGAGUGUAUACUGUCUUCCUGUACUUAAUCCGCGCUCACAUUCUAGUGAUGAAACUAAACAUUUAAACAGAUUCAGAUCAGUCCUGGUCAAUGUAGCACAGAUCCACAGACUUCAGUGGAUAUAUAUGGCUUCCCAGUUUAGCUUGGUUCAGUUUGGUUUGGGUUGAAUACAGUUAAAAUGAAAUGUAAAAAAAAAAAAAAAAACCUUUAAAAUUUUUUUUCCAUUACUAGCCUGAUUAACUCCUAUCUUUUCUAACCUAACUCCUAAUGAGACUAUAUAUUGAGAUUAAAUAUCCAGAGGGCACCAAACCCGUGUCAAACCUUUUGUAUGACAAAAUAACUCGGUUCAUUACAACAAGACCCCUAUGCAUCGUAAAGUCUUGGGGAUCAAGCUCCAUGAUUAACCCUUUAGCUUUAGCUUUAAACUUUCUCAAUAUGCUGACGUUUUCACCAGGCAUUCAACCAUGCUCGCCUACCAACAGUACCCCAGUCUCCCACCGUGUCCAAGCAUGUGGGGCUUCUAACAAAAGCCACUGUGUAUCUUUAGUGUGUUGGCAUCAAAGCCCUGUUGUGUCUUCAUAACAGUGACCCCCAAACCCUGUUGUAUGUUUCAGAGUGAAUCCCCCUCACGCUCCCAUAAAGCUCCACCACGGAGGACCCCAGAAGCCACCCUGAGCUGUAGCUAACGUAUGCAGUCCAUCAAGUGUGGCUAUUAGAGACAGGCAGGCAGCACCCCUUCUUCUCUAGUGCAUGUGGCACUUCUUGGUCAUGUGGUUCAACCCAGUGGAUAGGGAGCAGGGCUACAGAGUCACGCCCUCUUCUUUAAAUCCUCCUACUAGCCAAUAACGUCUUAGAUUCCUAUCCGUGAAGUGUGGUAACUUUAUUCACACAUAUACACACACAUAUGCAAGCACACACGCAAGCACAGAUAUAUACAUGAAAGCACACAACACGUUCGCCCGUGUGCAGGCGCAUGCUCACACACACACAAACACACACACACAUACACAUAUACACCCAAACAGAAUCCAGCACUCUACAGUUAAAUAGUAUGCUAUUCAUAAAAGCAUCUUUCUCUCCGUUCUAACAACAAAACCCACUCUGUAUUGUGUUUUGAUGGUCUACUGCUGAUAUCGUUAAAAACAAUGAUGAGCUGUGUCGUUGUGUUGUUCCCAUCAUAGUCAUUGUCAGACAUCUUCAUCAUAGGUUCACCGUCAUCCCAGCCUUGUUCCCGUCCGUUUCCUCUUCCUGUGUUUCACUACAGCUCUGACAGCAAUACAGUGAUCGUAGCUGGGAACGCCUCCUGUUGCACAUGCAUACACGUGAACUGCAGACAGAGAGAGAUGGAAUGACAGAGGGACCACGGGAGUUAGUACACAGGCAGUCAAUAGAGGUGAAUUCUCUUACAGGAGGUUCUUACAGAAAGUCAUCUUAAGGAAAGAAAUUUUAUAUUCAUGGCAAUCUGGAGCUUGGAAGUUUCCACUGAAUGAUGUUAGAACUUUAAACUCAUUUGCAUUCAUGAUGUAAAGCAGGCUACAACCUACUGAUGCUGCAACCAAGCCAAUCUAGGUGACCACUGCAUGAAAGCAGAGGCAGAAGAUAACAUCACAUCUCUAGUUUUCUCGCUAGUUAAUGUCGCUGGCAGAAUUUUUGUUCUACAUCAGUAAUGUAGUGUGGUGUCACUGGAUCUACAAACAUCCUGAAUAACAUUGGAAACAUUGUCUAAAGUCCAGUCACCUGUAUUAGUUAUGUGUUUUAAUAUUUUUGCGAUCAGAAACCACCCUCUUCCUGUUUCAACUUGCCAUGAAUGCAGCAUCAUUUCAGGACAAAUGAACCAAGACUGUUUCGCUAGUGGUCAAACAGAGCUGGGCUUGAAAUUUGAAGUAGGCUUUUAAGCAAAUGAAUCUGUCCUUGUAAAACAUAGAUCCACAUUAAAAAGAAUCUAUGAGGGGGGAAAAAGGUUAUAGCACACUCUGUUUUAAAGAAAAGUUAAAUCAAAGGUUGAGAACGUAAAAGUGUUAAUCAUAGUCAAACGGGAACACUAUUUUUCUUCAGUCAUUAAAUGUCUGAAAUAUGAUUUGAUCUGAUUCAUGAAUUGUUGAAGAAAGCACUUUUUUUUAGCACUUUCUGUUGUUUUACCAAAUGACCUAAAUUCAGUUUUGUAUUGCAGGUUUUAGUGAAACAACACUGUGAUAUGAUUUACAGGGUCCAGAGCGUUAUUGUACGUCACAAAGGUCAAAUGAAUAGAAUCAGCAACUCCCAUUGGGAAAGGUCCAUUCCACACACUCCACUUAUAUGCAUGGUGCAUUAAGUCUGGGAUGGCUUCAGGACAAACAGUGAAGGAUUAGUGAUGCUUUUGUGGCCUGUUGCUGAAGUUGUCAGAUGCGUGAAGUGUUGUUACUGCAUUCAACCUAUAGAGAGCGCUGCUUAGCCUCUGAAACACUGAUAGUCUGGCUUGUAGCUUUUUUUUCUUUCUUUCUUUUUAAUAGGCUGACUGAGACACACAACUGUGGUGGACCUCAGUAGGAUCAUUUUGUCAUCUUAAAAAAGCCCACCUCUUGAUGGCCACUAUAUGACUAUAUUAUUGUGUCUGGAAAAGUAAAUACUAUCAGUCGAAUUAACUAUGUACAGUUCUCCUUAAAUCUUCAAAGUCUUGUGUUUGUCUUACUCUAUUUUGUUCCUUUUUCAUACACUGGAGUGAUACAAAGCUGCUUUACUGUAUUAUGGUAAAAUAUUGUCUACUGUGAGUGUGUGCUUUCGGGAGACAAAUAGUCAUGGUAGUUAGGUGUAGCACUGAUAAUCAAAGACAAGCGGUCAAAUGUUCAACAAUAAAAACUAGACACCUGAAAGCACCUUAUGACAGUAUUUGAUGAGGUAUUGUUCCCACAAAAACACAUUCCCGUGAGUUUCUGAAGAAGAAAAAAACGUUUGUGGAUCACAUGUGAAACAAGAAUGUGAAUAUUCCUUUAAGAAUAGGAGCAACAUGGGAUGAAAGCACUUUGAUAGGUCCUGCACCGAGGUGUGGAUGCAGUUCAGUAGUAACACCUGUAGUCUUAACGUGUCUUGGAAGCUUGACGUGAGAGUGAGCUACCGUGUGAUUGAAAGAGCUGAUGUUGUGUAUCCCGGAUGAUGCAGUCAGUAUCCUUUCAUCUCAUUGGUCAAGUGGAUUUUAGUGGAAUAUUGGUUGUUGGUGUUGUGCUAUUGGCUAUGAUGGUCUUAAACUCAACUCUACAGUCUGCCCUCCUGUUGUACUUGUUAGGAUUAACUGGUUCUUACAUUCUGGCCAAGCUACAAAGUUGAUCUUCAAGUUGAUGAUCAUGAAAAUGUGUUUUUUUUUUUUUGUUUGUUUUGUUUUUUUUUUUUGGUUUUUUUUGUCACUUAUAUGCCAAGUUAAGGUUAAGCAUUAAGGUUAGGCCAGGGGUGUAGUUCAAAGGGUUAGGUUUAUAACUACCCAGAUUUAAUUUAGGGUUAAGAAAAAUGUUAAAGGACUACACUGUCUUUUUUGGGACUCUGGCCCACUGGUCACUUUACACAUUAUGUGACAACCAGCAAAAUCAUCUGUUUCUCCAGAAGAUAGUUCUGUCUAGUGGUGAUUCUGACACAUUAACAUCCAGUAUAUUACACCCUAUGUGAUUAUCUGUUGUCAUAAAAGUGGAAGAAGCAGAACUUGUAGCAGCUUAAAGGCUGGAUUGGUACUUGACUUACCCACUUGUAACUCAACACUAAACCACAAACUCUUGAAAACUUCUGCUGCACUGCCCUCUAGGGGUUGAAACUUUCAGGCAUGCUGUCCUUCUGGCCAACCAGUGAUGUGGUAGCAGGUAUUUUUAGCAGCUGUCAGUGGUCAAGUACCUGCAGCUAUAUCACUGAUUGGUUGUGGCCCUAAGGGCAAAAUGCCUUGAAGUUUCAACUCCUAGAGGGCAGUGCAGAGGAGGUUUUCUGCUGGUGUUGAGUCACUGUGUCAUAUUCCACAUCAAAACCUCCCAGGCUUGUUUACUGGUAAAAUAGACAUAAAAUUUAACAAAAAAUGGACUUUAAGUGGCAUAAAAUCUUUCUUUCUUCCCUGCACAGCUUUGAAACAACAUUUCUCAUGGAAUUUAUUUGUCUACAUAGGAAGUUGGCAAAGUUAUCCUGACAGAUAAACUUUUUGCGCUAUUGAUUCGUAAUGGACUUCAUGAUUUUGUUUUUAUAAGUUAUGAAUCUACAGGUCAUCUUUACCAGCUUUGGUAACAGUUUUAUUGUCAUACUUUGGAUAAUGCUAAUCAAGCAUUACUACAUGCACCAGACAGCUAUCCACUGGAGACACUGAGAUAAUUUUGGUGUCAGUCCUCUCAUCACAUAAUGGUGACCAAAGACCAAACUGCCAAAAAGUCAAUUAAUGUUAAUUUUAGGGUUAAAGCACGAUAAGGAUUGUACGAUAAAAUGUUUGUUUUAACGACCACAAUAAUGAUAGAGUUAAGACUAAUUUUAUGUAAAGCUUGGUUUGGUAAAAAGAAAGGUCCAGCUCUGCAGCUUGGACAGAAUAUAAAAUCUGGCAUCUCUCUGAUGUCGCUUCACAACUGUUUAACCCCCCAGUUAUAGCGCUUUCUUACCACCCUUACACUAAUCCUUCACACUGUCCCCUGUAUAUAGACACCACCAUGUUUUUAUCACUACAGAAGUAACUAAAAUAAAUUAAAAUAAAAAAAUAAAAAUAAAAAAAAAACAACUGGUUUAUUGACAGGGUGUUGUGGAUGUAGACAGAUGAGCUUUCACGUUCAUGAACCUGUUAUCAUUAACGUUAAUAAUAGUAUAAGAUUGAAAACGCAAGGGAGGAAAAGUGUUCUUUUCUUUUUUCAGAGUCUGCCUUUUUUCCAACAAGAAAAGGGCUGCUGAAGUUUCAAGAAUGUUUUUAAAAUGUAUUGUAUUAAAGAUGCGAGAUUAUGAAUAAAUGUAUGAGAUUUGCCUCUGUUCUGUUUUGGAAGAUAGACCACAAUAUGGAAACACUUACUGUAUUCAAAUCGAUGGGCAGGAGGGAAGGCAGUGUGUGUCGAGUUCUUUAUGGUCUCAGCAAACUGGAAAUGAAUGAGCAAGUGGUCACAAUGAGGCUGGACCAAGACUAAAAAUGUCAAGUCUGUGUCAUAGAGCUGAUCUUAUGGCUGCAUAGAACAGAAACCGUGCAGAAAUAUGGAAAAACAGAAGUAACAGGCUUUGCGCAAUUGGCUGGUUUAUCAAAAGAGAGCAAAGCAAUCGGAUUCUGGUGAACUAAGAAGUAGAAGUGCUCAGAUGAGGUCAGAGGUCAUGCUCUGCACCACAUGUGGCACUUGACACACAUUGCCCAACCCUUACUCCCUCAUAAAGCCACCCCCAGUUAGGCUAACAGUAACCAGUACUAGUCUUUUGGCAUGUGGUAGAGAGUAAUGUUCUGUGUUAGACAGCUCCUACAUAGACACCUUGACAUACCUACCAACACACAGCUGACCUAAGGGAACACUUGGACCAAACUGUCCAAGGACUGAAAAUGAUGGAAAAUUCUGACUAACUUGUCCUGUUGUUGAAAUGGAAAAUUGGAAAAACCUAUUAAUGAUGAGCUAAAGCAUAAGCAGUUACUAAAUGUUAAUGGAAAAAAGGAGUAAAGCAGAAAAGAGGGAGUGUUGGUAGAUAUGCACCUGGAGCCCCUAGCUGUGUCUCCCACCUACAGAGGCAUGUCGGCAUCCCCAGUACUGAAAACUGGCCUCUUCUACAUGGAGAAACUAGCAGUCAUGUACCCAGUGAAAGCAACAUGGAUAGAGAUUGCAGUUGUCUAGCUUUAGUUACAUUGUUAAGGGCAGGAACCUGAUUGGUUUUGACUGCAGCACUGACAAAUGUUGAGUUACUUUGAACUGCUCUGGAGUGUCGGCCUUAUGCCCAAAUUGCCAUUACAAAUUGAAAGGAGGCAAGAAAAAGAAUCUACUUUUCAGUAUUGUGGAACGGCCGCACUGUAGUGUGUAUUGUAUUACUCUAUAGGGCACAACACUAUAGCAAGAGCAUGCAGAAGACAACAAACUGCUGGUUGUUAGAGGCAUUUGUCCUAUUAGAUAGAGCUCAUCCCCCCUCCCCCUCCCCCCCGCCCCCUUCAAUCUGAGAUAUAAUGAAUAUUUGGUAUGAAAGAGAUGUUCAUUGUGAUUAAUUGUUAACUAGUGAUGUGAAUAUUAAUCAUAAAAUUAAAAAGAUGAACAAAAGAUUAA